This is a messenger RNA of Salvia miltiorrhiza (redroot sage), 975 nucleotides long. RefSeq lists its product as uncharacterized. Gene Ontology annotation, molecular function: RNA-DNA hybrid ribonuclease activity; nucleic acid binding. The record is from RefSeq and is a predicted model, not a curated record. The coding region runs from base 1 to 975 and encodes 324 amino acids. NCBI's taxonomy places the organism in Eukaryota, Viridiplantae, Streptophyta, Magnoliopsida, Lamiales, Lamiaceae. The transcript has 3 exons.
AUGUGUGCGAAGUUGCUUGUGAAUGACGAAGUAGAAGAAUUUGUUUGGGAUGAAAGGAAGCUGGAGGAGGUUCUUGAGAGCAGAGAUUGGUGGAGAGUUUUAGCUCAAUUAAGGGGUAGCUCCAGUGUUAAGGAUAGACCGUUUUGGCCUAGUGGUAAUCUUAAUGAGUAUACGGUUAAAUCUGGGUAUCGUCUUGCUGUGAAUCUGAGUUUGAGAAAUGAAGCAUCGUCUUCUUCUCCUUAUGCUCAGGCUCUGCGGCAUAGAGGUAUUGAUAUUGAUAAUUUUUGUAGAAGAUGUGGUGUGCAUGAGGAAUCUAUGGAGCAUGAUUUGCGCGAUUGCGUAUGGGCUGAGACUUUACGGGCUGCUUCUCCUCUACGUUUGCCACCUAUAUCAGGGUUUUGCUCCAUUCCAGAGUGGUUCAAAAAAAUCCGUAGCUGCCCUUAUAGGGAAGUCCACUCCCAGUUUGCUUGUCUUGCUUGGUCCAUUUGGUAUGCGAGGAAUAUGUUUGUGUUCCAACACGAAGAACUCUCCCAUAUAGAGUGUUUGGCGAUUGAGUCUCGUGCUCAAUGGUCGACUUCGGCGUGUGCUUCCCAACAAAAUUCUAAGGUGAAUCGGGUGGUUUAUUGUAGGGCGGGGCAGAUGAAGUUCUCGAGUGAUGCGGCGCUAAAUGAAGGUCUCGGCCUUGGUAUGGGGGGUGGGGCGUUCACCGCUCUUGAAGGCGAGGCUUUAGCGAUGCUUGAGAGUUUCCAUCUUUGCCGGGAACAUGGGAUUACGGAUACGAUUUUUGAAACAGAUAACCAAGCUCUUUAUUGGAACUUGGUUAAGAGGGAAGAUGACCUUUCUUACCUUGGAGAUACCUUAAGAGCCAUUUAUGAGUUGAUUAGUUCCUUUCGUCAUAUUGAGUUUAGUUGGACGCCUCGUGAAGGGACUGUUGUUGCUGAUAGUUUAUGUUGGAAACCUUGUGGAAUAUCCUAA